Athalia rosae (coleseed sawfly) is the source of this 1127-nucleotide messenger RNA. Its product is annotated as tetraspanin-9-like. The record is from RefSeq and is a predicted model, not a curated record. Gene Ontology annotation, cellular component: membrane. NCBI's taxonomy places the organism in Eukaryota, Metazoa, Arthropoda, Insecta, Hymenoptera, Athaliidae. The transcript has 6 exons. The coding region runs from base 186 to 1034 and encodes 282 amino acids.
UCCCAACAGUAGCUGACUCUAGCUGUCAUUUCAGAGCUUUUUUCCCAUAAUGCAACUGUGGUUUGACGUUUGAAUUUGAAUUAUCGCCAACACGAGAUGUGAACAUUAUGCGCGCGUUUUUUUUACAGUUUGACGAUUCCCUGUCAUGAAUAAGUCGCUAAAUUUACAUUAUGCAUUAAACUAUAAUGAAACGUAGAGAAGCAGUCACCGACGAUGAAACCGAAAGCGAAAGUGUCGACGAGGAGAUUACGGAGAGCGAUGAAUCGCUGCCACCAAGCGCUAAAAAAGGACAAUUCCUCGGCAUACCUAGUUUUUCGCUUUCCUACAAGCAACUACCAAAGAAAUGCUUGAAAUUCUCCUUUCUAUGCAUUAAUGGCGCAACAUUUCUUUCAGGUAUCACAGCACUGGUGAUAUCGAUAUGGAUGUUGGCUGACAGUAAAUUAAUGUCUAGACUUGUGGGUCAGCGGCUAUUUGUAACGAUUUUACUCUUCGUCGGUCUCUUGACCUCCAUGGUAGCUUUUUUAGGAAUUAUAGCUAUAGUGAAAAAGAGAAAGAAGUUUUUAAUCAUCUACAUAUUAUGCCACAUUGCGUCGCUGUGCAUAAUUUUCAUUUGCGCUAUUAUGAGCUUCUCAUUUUUCGAUAAAAUUAUGAAGAAAAUACGCGAGGAUAUGCUCAACACGAUAGUUAACUACCACUCUCUUGACUGGGUUACUGAAGCCUGGGAUAAUACCCAUCAAUAUCUUCAAUGCUGUGGAAUCAGGUCCUACAAAGACUGGGCUAUUUAUCACAUGAACAUACCACAAAGCUGUUGCUCUUCGACAAUUGAGAAAUGUCUGUUAAUGAACAAGGACCUGGCCUAUAAAUCUGGUUGUUUGAAACGGGCUCUUAUUCUUCUGAAAUCCAAUGUCCAUGCGGUGGCGGUAUCCGCACUGUUCAUCGCAAUGAUUCUGGCUGCAGGUAUUUUUCUGGCAGUUGGAGUGUGCAAGAGGUACAAGUGGAACAGGCCUCCUACAGGAAGCAACAUGAAAUCGUGAAUUAUAAUGCAUAGGUCAACGUAAAUCACAAGUGAAAUACAAAUAAUGUAAAACGUUAUGUAUUUAUUAUCAUAUAUAGAUCAUAUAUUUUCU